This is a messenger RNA of Parastagonospora nodorum SN15, 1344 nucleotides long. RefSeq lists its product as hypothetical. Lineage: Eukaryota; Fungi; Ascomycota; Dothideomycetes; Pleosporales; Phaeosphaeriaceae. Bases 1 to 1344 code for a protein of 447 amino acids. The record is from RefSeq and is a predicted model, not a curated record. The transcript has 3 exons.
AUGAUCAAUCUGUGCAAAAGAAUCGGUGCGCUGGUCGCGUUUUUGAAUCGUAUCCAUGCAGUCUUCACACUCGUCGCAAAUACCCAGAACACAUCGCCUGUGUCGGCUUCGACAUUCUAUCUCGACGAGACGGAGACACAAUUCUCAGUCAAUGUCGCCAACAACUCGCAAGAUGUGUUCCUCUACUUCACCAGCCCGGCGUACUCAUGGGUCGGCGUGGGCUUUGGGCAAAAGAUGGAAGACAGUCUGAUGUUUGUCAUGUAUCCGAGCGAGAAUGGUGAUAAUGUUACCGUCUCGCCGCGCAUUGGCAGCAAGAAUGCUGAACCGACUUUCUCGCCGGAAAUCGACCUGGAUGUUCUGCCUGGCACGACUGUCAACGACUCGAUGCUUGUCUUGAAGGCUGUGUGCCAUAACUGCCGCGACUUUUUCGAUAUUCAAAGUACGGAACAGCCCAUGAUGUAUGCUUUCGGACACGCAACUCGACUGUAUUCGAACUCUCGCUCGGCGGAUUUGAAGCGACAUAUCCGCUAUGGCCACUUUGAGAUGGACAUGGUUGCCGCAACUGGAUCAGGCGGUGUGCCAGAGAAGAGCAAUAUCAUGAAGGGCGCAGAGUUAGAAGGAAAUAUGGUUCGAGACCACGACCGCGCAAACCUCGCCCACGCCAUCAUCGGGUGCAUAGCGCUGUUCGUCAUAUGGCCCUUGAACGUCCUGAUCGCAGGCUUUUUCAAGAACAUCCGCAUCCACAUCGGCGUCAGUGUAGUCAUCAUGGCAUUUCUGGUUGUCGCGUACGCCCUUGGUAUAUCAACCUCAUCACAGUUCAACCGAUCCAAGGAUUACAAAACCCCUCACCAAAUCUUCGCCUUCCUAGCUUUGGUACCCAUCCUUUUAAUCAGUCUUCUCCCCAUCCCCAACAUCGCCCGCCUCCACACAUACAUCCCUCGCCUGCACACCCCACUCGUCUCAACAACCUACAUCACCCUCGUUCUAACCGGCGGUCUCGGCCUGCAUCUCUCCUCGCAAGCGCGCCCCGUGAUCCUCGGGUUCACCGCCGUCGCACUCCUCGUCUUCGUCUUUAACACCAUCGUACAAUCCUGCAUCGGACGGCGCGGGUCGGCGCAUGCACGAGCGAACAAUAGAAGGAGACUGGGAGAAGACGACGACCAGGUGGAGAUGUUGAGGAGUAGGAGUAGCAGCAAUGCGAGCUUUAGGAAGGGGAGUGAUGGGUCGGUGGAAUUUGGCGCUCAUGGGCAAAGGCCGGUGAGGGGUGUGUAUGGCGGUGGAGCGAUGCCAGGGCCGCAGUAUUUGCUGAAUAUGCAUCCGGGGGUACCUGUGCACAAGUGGUGA